Molecule: messenger RNA, 1545 nt
Organism: Brettanomyces bruxellensis
Lineage: Eukaryota; Fungi; Ascomycota; Pichiomycetes; Pichiales; Pichiaceae
Exons: 1
Coding region: 1-1545 (514 amino acids)
Molecular function (GO): protein serine/threonine phosphatase activity
Source: RefSeq, a predicted model, not a curated record
AUGAAUUCAGUCAGGUCUAUUAACCGGUCUCUAAUAAAGAAAAAGCCACCUCCGGCUUUACCAGAUACUUUGGCCAAUGGCAAACUUGAUCUACCGCCAACUUUCCCUUUGCAUACAAAAGAGCUGCCUCCGAUUUCGGACGCCGACAUAGUGGGGCGACCCCCAUCCAGCCAGAUGGGCAUUAACCCGCAAGUGACGUUCGAUCACGAGUUUUACCGGGAUGGUGUGCCCGAGGACUCGAAGCCAGUCCACACAGUACUAAAAUUCAUAAUUGAGCUUGUUUUGUUCCUCCCCAAGUACAUCGUGUUCAAGCCGUUGCGGUACAUCGUGUUUAUUGCUACGUAUCCCGUCCGGCUCAUCAUAUAUCUCUUGUUUUAUAGAGUCCGCAUCCAGAUAUCGCGCGGGGAGGAUACAGGUGGCAAAGCGGGAGAUUCUACAAAUUCCACCGGGACCAGUACCCCGCACGAAGUUUGCCCCGCGGCAAACGGCCCAGACGGCUCUAAUCUGCAUGCUGGAGAUGACGACAUCAAGUUUGAAGUGGCGGAAAAAGAUGAUGACCGUGUAAAGUCACCACAGGGAAUUGUGCCAAUUCAUAAAAGAACGGAGUCGGCAAACUGCCCGCGCCCGCGUUCGAACCAGGGACCGGCCAGCCCUGGCGGCGCCCGUGGACCAAUCAGAACACCCGUAGCCAGGAACCGCAAAAAGCCCCACAAAAAGACGUUUAUCUUCCCCAGGCUGCUUUUCAACUUCGACAUCAGCCACCCGCCGCGAAUGCUGAAGAAAACACUUGUUCUCGACUUGGAUGAGACCUUGAUACACUCUUUGUCGCGGUACAACUCGUCGAUAUUGACGAAAAACAAGGGAAUCUCCGUCGAAGUCCGCCUCAACAACUCAGGCCUAACCACCCUUUACCACAUAUACAAGCGGCCACACGUCGACGAGUUCCUCUCCAUUGUCCGCAACUGGUACAACUUGGUGUGCUUCACCGCCUCGAUCAAGGAGUAUGCAGACCCAGUCAUCAACUACCUCGAGGAGCAGGUCAAAUUGAGAGAUAAGACAGACACUAUUCCGCAACCAUCGAAUUCUCCGCCGGAGAAAGCCGGCCAAACAGCCGUGUUUUCCCACAGAUUCUACCGGGACUCGUGCAUCUUUGUCGAGGGAAAGGGAUACGUGAAAGAUCUCAGUGUGCUCACUGGGCGACGCGACUCCGACUCCGUGUCAUCACCAACACCCGUGCACCAGAGCAUUAUUGACACCCCUACACCAUCUCCUUCACCGCAUCCCGGCAGAGCUCAUCGCCGGCAUUCGAGCCACUCUGCAAACUCAAGCUCCAGAUACACGGAUCUUUCCAAGAUUGUCAUCGUGGACAAUUCGCCAAUCAGCUAUUCGCACCACAAGGAUAACGGAGUGAUGAUUGAAGGUUGGAUAAACGAUCCAGGAGAUGUUGAGUUGCUGACCUUACUUCCUCUGUUGAAUGGCUUGAGGUUUACGAGUGAUGUGCGGACUAUUCUCAGCCUGAAGAAUGGUCAGUCUGCAUUUAGAUGA